Molecule: messenger RNA, 1083 nt
Organism: Bubalus bubalis (water buffalo)
Lineage: Eukaryota; Metazoa; Chordata; Mammalia; Artiodactyla; Bovidae
Product: formin-like protein 20
Exons: 3
Coding region: 1-750 (249 amino acids)
Source: RefSeq, a predicted model, not a curated record
AUGGCCGCCGGCUCGCCAGCCCGCCCCGCUGGUCGCCCGCGGUCGGAGCGCGCGGGGCGGGGCCGGGGCGGGGCCGGGGGGCGGCCACCCGCUCGGCCCUCCUUCGGCGCCCCCGCCCGCCUGCCUGCGGCCGCGCCCUCGCGUCGUCCCCCCCCCCCCCCCGCGCCCCCCGGGCCGCCCGCGCGCGUCCCGCCCCCUGACUUCCAGCAGCUUCCAGCCGCCCCCUCCCCACCUCUCGCGCCCUCGCGCCAGACAGCCCCGCGGCCCAAUCGCGGCGCGGCUCCUCGACACCCGCAGCCAAUCAGGGGCCGGCGACCACGCAGUGCUCCGCCCCCAUCCCGGGCCCCCCGGGGCCCCAGAGUCCGGCGGAGGGAGGACCAGGGGCUGUCCGGGUGCGGCUGGCCGACGGCUCGCGGCAGGCCUCCAGCCUCUAGUGGGGGCUUCUCCACCUCCUCUCCCCGCCCCCCCCUCCCCCCCACCGCUUAUCCCUCCUUCCUCCUCCUCAAGCGCGGCGGCCAGCCCACCCCUCUCCAGGAGCAGCGGUGGACAACAAAGGGGAGCCGGGCGGCCGCCGGACAAAGGCGAGCCGACAUGCGGGGCGCCGUCGAGAUUGCUGUUCAGUCGUGUCCAACUCUCUGCGACCCCAUGGACUGCAGCACGCCAGGCCUCCCUGUCCAUCGCCAGCAUCACAGGAUUGCUGUGGGGGAAAAAACAAACAAACAAACAAACUUGGGGCUAGUUUCCGGUUGAGUGUGCGUUUCGGUCACCCUGCAGCCCACCUGGGCCUGGAGGGGUGAGACUGGUCCCCUUCGACGCCGCGAUGGCGCCCAGCCCCAGGGAGGGACGCAGUUCUCACCCGUGCCGGCGGCCUGUGUGUGUCCUUAACUGCCAGCAUCCGCAUCCCAGGACCGCCUUGCUCAGAUGGAACGCUCUUUCUCAGCAUUUCUUAAUAACCCCUGAAGCGCCUGCUCCCCUGGACUCUUUUCUAUUGUGCUGUUACCAGCGUUCGAUGUGUGCUGGUGUGUGUGUAAUGUAUAUCUGUUCAGUGUGUCAUAAAUGUGAACCAUUUGAGUUCUUCGAAAA